AUGGGCGAUUUGGGGUCGGCGCUGGAGCAUGCGGGCGGCACAGGCAAGAACAAGGAAGGCAUUUCGAUCGGGACUUUUCUCGCAUCCCUUGCCACUGCCCUCGUCGUCUUCGCAAUUGAAUUUCUCCUCUUCAUGCUUCUCAAAGGGAAGCUGACCCGCAUCUACCAACCGAGAACAUACUUGGUACCUGACAGAGAACGUACUCAACCUUCCCCACCAGGACUUUUCCGAUGGAUCGGUCCUGUCUUUCGCACCUCAAGUUCAGAAUUCAUACAGAAGUGCGGCCUGGAUGCCUACUUCUUCCUACGAUACCUGCGCAUGCUACUAAAGAUCUUUCUGCCCUUGGGCUGUCUUUUACUACCCGUCCUGAUUCCGCUAAACAAAGUCGGCGGUAAAGAUACGAACUUCAAGAAUGGAACCGACGAAGGCGGCGGUCGGUGGAAUGUCACUGGACUGGAUCAAUUAGCGUGGGGUAAUGUGACCCCCGAGCAUACAUCGCGAUACUGGGCACAUUUAGUCAUGGCGGUUAUCGUCAUUUUCUAUGUCUGCGCAGUCUUCUUCGACGAGCUGAGACACUACAUUCGUCUUCGACAGGCGUACCUAACUUCACCCCAGCAUCGACUUCGUGCUUCUGCCACCACUGUUCUGGUGACUGCCAUUCCAGAAGGCUGGCUCUCGGUGAGAGCGCUAGAACAACUAUAUGAUGUCUUCCCAGGGGGCAUUCGGAACAUUUGGAUCAACCGCAAUUUCGACGAUCUGCACGAAAAGGUGAAGGAGCGAGACAAGCUGGCCUUGAAGCUCGAGGCUGCAGAAACCGAGUUGAUCAUGAAAUGCAAGAAGGCCCAGCUCAAACAAACCAAGGCUGCCGCGAAAAAGGCCGGGCUUGACCCAAACUCAGUGGAGACUCAAGAAAGAAAGGCCGCUGAGAGGAAGGCAUCGCAGUUAGCCAUGGACGCUGGCAUUAGCUCCGGAAACCCGCAUCAAGCCCACACGUUGGAUCAGAUCCUACAUCGCAAUACAGGAGAGAGUAUUCAAGAGGAGCCUAGGAAGAAGAAACUGCUCUUCAACCCCUUGGAUCCCGCGCUAGAAGCAGCAGGUGCUGUUGGCCAAGGCGUGGAAAAACUGGGAAAGUCUGUUCUGGGAGGUUUCCGAAAAUGGGAGCAUGGUAUUGACGAUAAGUUGACUCGAACUGGAGGGUUCGUACCUGAGAGCAGCGGUGCUGCUUACAAUGGCCACGUUGCUCCACCUGCCAGCCAUGCCAGCCGUGAGGACCCCUUGUCUUGGUCAGGAGAUAUUCAUGACAAACCUGAAACACUCCACGAGAACGAGGCGGAUGUAGCGGAGAUCAGGCCCGAAGCCUCUAGGCCCGAGCCAUCGAGGCCCGGAACCUCUUCUCAUCCGAAGCGGCCAGUCUGGAAAAGUCGGGGCUCCGGCAACUCUAAAUUUAGCAAGAGGAGCAACACUUCUGAGCCCGAUGAACUUCCGUUAACAGCCCCCGAGUCGCCUGUUGAGCGGGCAUCGAGCUCUGAGUCCGACAGAAGCCAGUCGUUGAAGGAGAAACGUACCGAAGAUUCAGUUCCUCAUGGAAAAGAGGGGGAUGAAGUGGAGGGACAUGAAUAUCCACUGGCUUACAAUGAGGGCUAUGAUAACGAAGACUUUGGAGAGCCAGUUUGGAAAAAAUACAUUCAAGAAAAGAAGCGCCCGACCAUGCGGCUGCCAAUCUUCAGCUGGAUGCCAUCUCUGUGGCUUAUAGGCAAAAAGGUCGACACUAUUGACUACUGCCGCAAAGAGCUGGCUCGGCUGAAUUUGGAGAUUGAGAUUGACCAGCAGCAUCCCGAGCGAUUCCCUCUCAUGAACUCCGCCUUCAUCCAGUUCAAUCACCAGGUGGCGGCUCAUAUGGCAUGUCAGGCCGUCAGCCACCAUGUUCCCAAGCAAAUGGCGCCUCGCAUUGUUGAGAUUUCGCCGGACGAUGUCAUCUGGGAUAACAUGUCAAUGAAAUGGUGGGAACGGUAUCUGAGGACAUUCGGAAUUAUCACUCUGGUUUGCGCCAUGGUUGUAGGAUGGGCAAUUCCCGUUGCCUUCACGGGUCUUCUCUCGCAGCUAACAUACCUCGAAGAAGCUUUUACUUGGCUGUCCUGGAUUUCCAAGUUACCAGCUUGGGUCAUCUCGGCAGUACAGGGUGUCUUACCUGCACUCUUUCUUGCAAUUCUCAUGGCAAUCUUGCCUCUUAUCCUACGCUUUCUCAGUCGGACCCAAGGUCUUCACACUGGUAUGGCGGUCGAACUAACGGUCCAGGCCUAUUACUUUGCGUUCUUAUUUGUGCAACUGUUCCUGGUCGUCACUAUUUCGUCCAGUUUCUCGACUAUCAUCAGUAACGUCACCGAUGUCACCAGCUGGCCAGAACUUCUAGCACAGAACAUUCCCUCGUCCAGUAACUACUUCUUCUCAUACAUGAUUCUACAGGCCAUGUCUGUGAGUGCGGGAGCAUUGGUUCAGAUCGUCAAUCUGAUAAGCUGGUUCAUUCUCGCGCCGAUUUUCGAUAAGACAGCCAGAAAGAAGUGGGCGCGUACAACCAACCUGAAUCAGAUGCAAUGGGGCACUUUCUUCCCCGUUUACACUACCCUUGCUUCAAUCGGCUUGAUUUACUGUGUCGUUGCGCCCCUCAUUCUGGUCUUCAAUGUUAUCACAUUCGGUCUUUUCUGGUUUGUCUACAGAUACAAUACUCUCUACGUGACCAAGUUCCGCUUCGACACGGGAGGUCUGCUUUUCCCGCGGGCAGUUAGCCAGUUGUUCACCGGUCUGUACAUUAUGGAGCUUGCUCUUAUUGGCUUGUUCUUCUUGGUUCGCGACGAGAAUGGGGAUGUCGCAUGCGAAGGUCAAGCGAUCGUCAUGAUUGUGGUUUUGAUUCUCACCGUAGGGUUUCAGCUUCUUCUAAGUGAUGCUUUUGGCCCUCUGAUCCGUUAUCUGCCUAUCACUUUGGAGGAUGAUGCCGUGCGUCGUGAUGAAGAAUUUGCGCGGGCUCAAAGGGCACGAUUGGGUUUACACGAGGAUGAAGAUUAUGAUCAUCUGCCAGAUGCCGUCGAUCAUCCGUUAGGCGAUCAAGAAGAGGCGCAACGACAACGGGAAGCGAGUUCUCAGAACAUCGAAUUGAAGAAUCUCGACUCGUCUCCCGAAAGAGACCACAAACACCACGGUCUACACAUCCAGAAACCCAAACUUGGACCGCAUCGUGGGUCGUGGGCUGAUCGCUCUCCGGACCGCCGAUCCAAGUUCUACGGCGUCAACUCGGAGAUGGCGGUUCCUAGCAUUGAGCGGUUGCGGGAGAAGAUCGCUCUCGACGCCGAAAACCAAGCUCCUCCCGCGCGCAACAUGGGCCCAGCCUUGUUCUCCGGCAUUCACGACGAGUUAGAGGAUCUUACACCGGAGGAGCGCGACCAGCUCACUCAACGAGCCUUCCAGCACGAAGCUUUACGCGCGAAGCGACCCGUGAUCUGGAUUCCUCGAGACGACCUGGGCGUUAGUGAUGAUGAGAUUUAUCGGACCCAGCGAUUCAGCAAACAUAUCUGGAUCAGUAACGAGUACCAAGCACUGGAUGGCAAGAGCCACACAAUCUUCAGCCGCAGUCCGCCCGACUUCUCUGAGGUUGACCUCAUUCAGCUAUAG
Aspergillus brunneoviolaceus CBS 621.78 is the source of this 3663-nucleotide messenger RNA. RefSeq names its product putative DUF221 domain protein. The transcript has 3 exons. NCBI's taxonomy places the organism in Eukaryota, Fungi, Ascomycota, Eurotiomycetes, Eurotiales, Aspergillaceae. Gene Ontology annotation, molecular function: calcium-activated cation channel activity. Bases 1 to 3663 code for a protein of 1220 amino acids. Gene Ontology annotation, cellular component: plasma membrane. The record is from RefSeq and is a predicted model, not a curated record.